Molecule: messenger RNA, 719 nt
Organism: Colossoma macropomum (tambaqui)
Lineage: Eukaryota; Metazoa; Chordata; Actinopteri; Characiformes; Serrasalmidae
Gene: crip1
Product: cysteine-rich protein 1
Exons: 5
Coding region: 114-347 (77 amino acids)
Biological process (GO): regulation of gene expression; intrinsic apoptotic signaling pathway in response to DNA damage
Molecular function (GO): zinc ion binding
Source: RefSeq, a predicted model, not a curated record
CUUCCUCGGCGGUAUAAAACAGGUGGCCAGUGCAGCUCCUACUGCUCUCUGCUCCUCUGUGUGUCCACCACGGGAUUUCCACUGACCAGGAACUUUACUGCAACUCUGCCACCAUGCCCAAGUGCCCCAAGUGCAACAAGGAAGUGUACUUUGCGGAGAGAGUGUCAUCUCUAGGUAAGGACUGGCACAGACCCUGCCUGAAGUGUGAGAAAUGCAACAAGACCCUGUCCGCUGGCUCCCACGCAGAGCAUGAUGGAAAGCCAUACUGUAACAACCCUUGCUACUCCGCGCUCUUUGGGCCCAAAGGGUUUGGACGUGGAGGCACUGAGAGUCACACAUUCAAUUAGUUCCUGACAUAGAUUCCUUCCAUGUAGAAACCAGCGUUUGCCGGGGACCGUAAGAUGUAGGACACCGUUCAACUGCAUUUUAUCUAUAUAUUGCUAAACCAAAGGAAACAUUAAACCAUGGCCUUUUUUUGACCAUACCAGUUUGUAUUAUAACCACUGAAGGCUGGUUUCCUAGACCUAGAUUAAGUCUAAGCUUAGUCUCAAAAUGAGUCCAGGACUAGCCUUGAUCCAUGCCCAGGAAGCCAGCCGUGUAGGUUUUAUUUUGGAGAAUGUACUGUAGUUUGCUAUAGCACCAAGGAAUGAUGAUCUGACCAGUAAUUUUGAAGCACUAUUCAAUUUUUUUCUAAUUAAACAUUCUGUUGUACAUUUGAA